Molecule: messenger RNA, 3292 nt
Organism: Verruconis gallopava
Lineage: Eukaryota; Fungi; Ascomycota; Dothideomycetes; Venturiales; Sympoventuriaceae
Exons: 2
Coding region: 1339-3177 (612 amino acids)
Biological process (GO): carbohydrate metabolic process
Molecular function (GO): beta-glucosidase activity
Source: RefSeq, a predicted model, not a curated record
CUUCACCCAUGGGUGAUGUUCCAUUUCGCUACAUCUUCCACCAAUUACUCAGCAUUCCAAUUCUUCCGCAGCCGCCGUGGAUGAAUAAUUGAUCUGAUGAGAAUGCCUUUCCUUGGCAGUGACAAGACCGGAGCGACGCGUUGCACGAGGACCUUUGUGGUUCAAUCUGGUACGACCCAUUGUGCUGUCGAUAUCAGGCAGCAUACCGUUUGCGGCGACCGUCCUGUCCUCGCGGGACAAAGGAAUCCUUCCCAGAUUUAGGUUCCGUGGUUCAUCGACCAGGAAUAUAGCUUCCAUGCUACCCUACCUCAGCACCACCGAUCGUAGGCGACAUGGACGGUGUCCCUGGCGAUCUCGCUAGCAGCUCUCAAGCCUGGUUUAGCUACCAUGAUCAUCGGAUCCAACAGAUAUAAUUUUGUGCUCUCGUAUUCGAACACCUGCAUUUUAAUCUUCUUUUGCCAUCUUCGUUGCCCUAAUGGCGUUAUUGGCGGAAUUUUUUUAUUUGCCCCAGGCGAACGUCUGCAUGUACCCCAGAAUGGCGGCUCGGGAGUCAAUCACAACAGUCCCUGCAAACGAUCAAGACGUCUUACCUGCAAUGCUCAUCAUCCUCCAUUUUACCUGCAACCUUGCUGUCAGUCAGCAGUAGUGGAAGACGCUUCAUCCAUUUGGGCAAUUGCUCCGUCUCCAUUCCCGCCGAUCGUUCAAAAUUUGCUCGCUGGCCGCUACCCGGAAAGCCUCUCAUCUCGCCACCGUGAUGUUCGAGAGGCUGGAGGCUUUACUUUGAUGCUUAUUCUUGCUUGUGAUCGCAUACGCUCGAUUGUUGACCGAAGAGAUGCAUCCUAUCCUCUGCUAGUUUCCAAAUAAUCUUUAUGUUCUUUGCUUUCGCAUGAAGACUGUUUAUAUUCAAUCCUUUCGCCUUAACACACCCACUUUCCAUACGUACAAGAAUCCCCAGAUCAUUAAAUAUUUUGCUACGACGUAUUCGGAAGAGUUCGAGAAGCUUACGGGUGCGUUCCCCGCAUCAAUAUAUGCACGGGGAUACAAGGAUCAGCAUGUUGAUGAUGGUAAGCGAAGCUGCAGUACCAGGAUGAUGCAGUUGCUUACAAGCCCACGCCAACACGGGAUGACGAAAUUACCGCUGAGAGGGACAGACGCGAGAUGACAGCUUCGAAGCUGACCUUGAGCUUUCGAUGCGUAUAAAGAAGCUCCGGAGCUCAACUACGGGGGAAAGGAGAGGUAGGGUUGGGAAAUCCGUCGUCCGUUUACUAUCAUCACAGCUACGAGUGCGGAGUUUUCAAUUGACACUCCUGUGCUGAUUUCAAGCCAUUUGCUUGAGUAAUGGAUGCUUCACUCAAGCUCAUGGCCAUUGGCCUUGCAGCUCUGGCGUACGCUGUUCCUCAAGGGUCAUCAGUCACUGCCGCGUCCGCGACGACCACUACGCCGAGUUCAACGGACGAAUAUUCUACUGUGAGCUUCAAUUCGUCUGCGGUCACGGCGUACUUGCCCAAUGAUGACUAUUCGAACGAACGCCUGGCCUUCUUGUGGGACCAGGUUGGACCUAUUCAGACUGCCGCAGUCACCACUGUGGUGGAACCGACUCCAGAGCCGUCAAUUUUCCCUCAGCCGAAUUGGGUUCACCCACUUGUUCCAUCGUACAUGAAUGAGCUCGACGAUGCGAAGCUUGGCGACGACUUUGUCUGGGGAGUAGCCUCUGCAGCUUUUCAAAUUGAAGGAGCGGUCAAUGCAGACGGAAAAGGUCCUUCAGUCUGGGAUCUGAUUCCUCAUCGCUGGGCCAACUCUAUUGCGGACAAUACCACCGGAGAUGUCACUGCCAACAAUUACUAUUACUACAAGGUCGACAAUGCUCGCAUGCAAGCACUAGGAAUUCCAGCCUACAGCUUCAGUAUUGGUUGGUCUAGAGUCUUCCCCUUUGGCUCGGGACCCGUCAAUCAAGCCGGUGUCGAAUUCUACGACAAUGUUGUGAAGGACUUGGUCUCCCGCAAUAUCAAGCCAUACAUCACACUCUUUCAUUGGGACACGCCCUUGGCGUUGUUCAACUCAUAUGGUGCUUGGACGAGUGAAAACAUUGUUGCUGACUAUGUUCGCUAUGCCAAGUAUAUCAUUUCGCGUUAUGACCAAUAUGUCGGCGCGUGGAUCACAUUCAAUGAACCGCAAUACUGCAACUGGCGAUUCUCUAACUAUCCUUUUGGCACCAUUCUACCUUCAUACAAUGGCAUUGGCAAGGGCGGAGUGAAAGCACGCUUCUUGUGCGGACACUACACCCUUCUCGCCCAUGCCGAGGUCCACAACUGGUACAGGAAUGUGUUCAAAGGCACCAAGCCAAUGACCAUGAAGACUAGCGCGAACUACAUCAUUGCCAAUAGCACGAGCCAAGAAGAUCAGCAGGCAGUCGACCGUGUUAACGACUUUAACAUGGGAUGGUUCGGUCAAUGCUGGAGAGACGAUGGUGACUAUCCCCAGUCUCUCAAGGAUACACUCGAGCCUUUUGGUCUCCUCCCGCAGUUCACUCAGGAUCAGAAGAACAUGCUGAAGGGUUCUUGUGAAUACUAUGCCAUUGAUGGGUACACUACAUACUAUGCGGCUGCUCCACCAAAUGGCAUUGCAGCAUGCACUGCGAACAUGAGCGAUCCCAACUUCCCCGACUGUGCUGUCACGUCUUCAGCUCAGCCCAGCGGAUUCCCCAUAGGGCCUAACGCUGAUGCUGGUGCCACUUGGCUCUACAGCACGCCUGUUGGUAUCCGGAAGUUCCUUAACUUCAUCACCAAGGUCUACUUCCCCAACGUGCCCUCCAUCCAAGUCACAGAAUUCGGCUUUGCCGACCCUGACGAGGGUGGCUUCAACACGCUUCCACAGAUUCUAUGGGAUCUCAGGCGUGCGGACUAUGUUCAGAGCUUCCUCGACAACAUCCUGGCUGCUAAAGUCAUCGACGGUGUCAACGUGACUGGCGUGUUUGGCUGGUCGCUCUACGACAACUUCGAAUGGAAUAGCGGUAUGGGCACGAAAUUUGGUCUGCAGUACCUUAACUUGACUAGCUACGAGAGGGUUCCUAAGGCUAGCAUGUUCCAAUUCCUCAACUGGUUCAAGAAACACGGUGCUAGCGGCGUCACUACCAUUGCUAAUACCACCAUGCCCGUUGGUUACGGUACAAAUUCGUAAAAAAAAAAAGCUUAUACUAAUUCAAGAAGACUUUUGUUCGAGUACUUAUAUCAUUUCCCAUUCAUACAUAUUCAGCUUUAGAAGAAAUAUCAACUUUUCCUGUUUUCGAUGUGCG